This is a messenger RNA of Heteronotia binoei (common prickly gecko), 7081 nucleotides long. RefSeq names its product nuclear factor of activated T cells 3 (gene NFATC3). The transcript is spliced from 10 exons. The record is from RefSeq and is a predicted model, not a curated record. Bases 267 to 3575 code for a protein of 1102 amino acids. Lineage: Eukaryota; Metazoa; Chordata; Lepidosauria; Squamata; Gekkonidae. Gene Ontology annotation, cellular component: transcription regulator complex. Gene Ontology annotation, molecular function: DNA-binding transcription factor activity, RNA polymerase II-specific; RNA polymerase II cis-regulatory region sequence-specific DNA binding; transcription factor binding. Gene Ontology annotation, biological process: calcineurin-NFAT signaling cascade; cytokine production; regulation of transcription by RNA polymerase II.
UUGUGAGUGACAGACGCGCUCUGAGGAGCCGAGAAGGCUAAGCGCCGCCGCGGCCGUUGUUGCUUUCGCCCAGUGUGUCGCCGGCGCCACCGUCGUCUUCCUCCUCCUGCCCCGCUAUGAGGCGGCCUUAAGGGCGGGGGUGAAGCAGCCGGCCCGCCGUCCGUCCUUCUUUCCUUCCUUCUUCCCUCUCCUGUCCCCUUCUUGCCUCAGUCCAGCGCAGCCCGACGCGGCGGCGGGGUCUGGGGGCUCUGCUCACCCGGCCCCCGAUGACUGCGGCAAACUGUGGCGGCGCCAACGACGACUUCGACUUCAGGCUCAUCUUCGGGGAGGACGCGCAGCCCGGCCCGGGGCCGCCGACGCCACUACCACGCGCGCUUGGGCCUGCGGCCGCAGCAGAUCUUGAUCCAGAAGAUUGUGCAUCUGGGUGUAUCUUCAAUGUAGACCAUUCGUCGUCAUCUGUAAAUCAUCCUAUUUGUAUCCCAUGUCAUGGAUUUCAAUCACACCCUUCUCCUUUGUCUUCACCUACUAGACUGCAUAGUCAUAAAGGUUAUGAAGGAUCAUGUGAAAUACCAGAAUCUAAAUACAGUCCACUAGGUGGUCCUAAACCCUUUGAAUGUCCUAGUAUUCAGAUUACAUCUAUAUCUCCUAACUGUCAUCAAGGAAUAGAAGCCAGUGAAAAUGAAUUGCACACCAAUGGCCCUCAAAAUGAAUAUAUGGACAGGCCUUCGAGGGACCACUUGUAUCUUCCCCUUGAGCCAUCUUACAGGGAAUCGUCCCUCAGCCCAAGUCCUGCCAGCAGCAUUUCCUCUAGGAGCUGGUUCUCAGAUGCCUCCUCUUGUGAGUCGAUCUCUCACAUUUAUGAUGAUGUGGAUUCAGAGCUGAAUGAGGCUGCUGCUCGAUUUACCCUUGGGUCACCUUUGGCAUCUCCUGGAGGUUCUCCGAGGGGUUGUCUGGUAGAUGAAUCUUGGCAACCACCUUAUGGAUUUGGUCAUGCCUUGUCACCCAGGCAAUCUCCUUGUCAUUCUCCUAGGACUAGUAUCACAGAUGAAAAUUGGCUUAGCCCUAGGCCGACUUCAAGACCAUCAUCAAGGCCAACGUCGCCAUGUGGAAAACGGCGACACUCUAGUGCUGAGAUCUGUUACGUUGGUUCACUUUCUCCUCAUCAUUCUCCAACCCCAUCCCCAGGUCACUCUCCAAGGGGAAGCAUAACAGAAGACACAUGGCUAAAUUCUUCUCUCCAUGGUCUGACACCUGGCCUUUCAUCAUUUCAGUGUUGUCCAGAGACUGACAUCCCUCUUAAAACAAGAAAGACCUCCGAGGAUCAAACUGCCAUUAUGUCAGGGAAAAUAGAGCCUUGUCCUGAAGAACAGGGUAGUUUAUCACCAUCACUUGAAUCUGCAAUAGAGGAUAGCUCUGCAUCCCCACACACACUGAAAAAAGAUUUGCCUGGUGACCAAUUUCUUUCUGUUCCUUCACAUUUUACCUGGAGCAAACCAAAGCCUGGCCACACUCCUAUAUUUCGCACAUCUUCAUUGCCUCCCCUAGACUGGCCUUUACCUGCUCAAUAUGGACAGUGUGAACUGAAAAUAGAAGUGCAACCAAAAACUCAUCACAGAGCGCAUUAUGAAACAGAAGGCAGCAGAGGAGCUGUAAAAGCAUCCACCGGUGGGCAUCCUGUUGUGAAGCUCCUGGGUUACAGUGAAAAGCCAGUAAACCUACAGAUGUUCAUUGGGACUGCAGAUGAUCGUUACUUAAGGCCGCAUGCCUUCUACCAAGUGCACAGAAUCACAGGGAAGACAGUGGCUACUGCUAGUCAAGAAAUAAUUAUUACUAGCACAAAGGUCCUGGAAAUUCCUCUGCUUCCAGAAAACAACAUGUCAGCCAGUAUUGAUUGUGCAGGCAUUUUGAAACUUCGCAAUUCUGAUAUAGAACUUCGUAAGGGUGAGACAGAUAUUGGAAGGAAAAAUACAAGAGUGCGACUUGUGUUUCGUGUUCACAUCCCACAGCCCAGUGGAAAAGUCCUGUCCCUCCAGGUUGCUUCGAUACCUGUUGAGUGCUCUCAGAGAUCGGCUCAAGAACUUCCUCAGAUAGAGAAAUACAGCAUCAGCAGUUGCUCUGUAAAUGGAGGGCAUGAAAUGGUGGUUACUGGAUCUAACUUUCUUCCAGAAUCAAAAAUAAUAUUUCUUGAAAAAGGGCAGGAUGGACGACCUCAGUGGGAGGUAGAAGGAAAAAUAAUUAGGGAAAGGAGUCAAGAGGCUUCAAUUGUUCUUGAAGUUCCUCCAUACCACAACAAAGCAGUUUCAGCUGCUGUCCAGGUGCAGUUCUACGCUUGCAACGGCAAGAGGAAAAAAAGCCAGUCUCAGCGUUUUACUUACACACCAAUUGUCCUGAAACAAGAGAACAGAGAUGAAAUGGAUUUGUCUUCAGUUUCAUCAUUGUCCCUGACCCAUUGUGCUGGUGUUAAAGGACUCCCUUCUCUUCAAACUCAGCUGUCUUCACCAGAUUCAGGGCUCUCCCAUGAGAGUUUACUUUCUACGUCACCUAGGAGCCUUGUAUGCCCAGUUCAGCAAGCAUAUACACCCAUGGUAUCCUCCUCGGUAUCCCAGCUGCCGCACAUCCAAGGUCGAAACAUUAACCCAGGUGAAGAGCAUCCUGUUCGGUCUCCAGCUGUAGUCCACCAGUCUUUUCAGGUAACAUCAGCACCUUCUGUGAGGCCUUCCUACCAGCCUAUGCAAUCAAAUGUUAUGUUUAACGGACAGUCUGGUCUUCCCAUGAACUCUGCCUCUGCCAGCCACGGAUUUGAUGCAAUUUCAUUUCAACAGGAUGCAGCAGCUGUACCUCAGUUGAUAAACCUUAGCUGUCAACCUCUACCACCAAUGCCGUAUCACUCUUCAAAUCUGGGUUCUGUGUCAACUUCAGCUGUAGCAGGCGGCCAUCCAUCAUCACACCCUGCUCAACAAAGACAAUCGUCACCUCAUCUGCAAUCGAUGGGGUACCACUGUCCAAAUCCUCGGCAGAGUUCUGCCGCAUCUGCAAUGACUCAGUCCCUUGGGCAUCCUUCUGCUCAGCUUCAGCAGGUGGCUUACCAUUCUUCAAAUCCAGGUAACACUUCCUCGCCAUCCCCCAAAUCUUCUCAUUCUAUGGUCCAUUCACCGCGAUCUGGACCGUCUUCUCCACAACUGCAGCCCAUGGCUUACCAGACUUCUAGCUCAGGACCUGCCUCCUCACCCCCACCUCCAACUACCGUUAGUCACUCUGGACAACAGUCGCCUCAGGCACACAGUCCAGGUUUAGGAGGAAUUGCUGCAGCUUCUUCCUUGAUACAUCAUAAUGUUUGUGAUGCAUCUCCAUUUUCACCAGAGGAGACAGCAGCUAAUGUAAAGCCUGAACCUGAAGAUAGAGAGCUGAAUUUUCAGACAAUAGGGCUGCAAGACAUCACCUUAGAUGAUGUGAAUGAGAUCAUAGGAAGAGACAUGUCGCAGAUCUCUGUGUCCCAUGGCACGGUCGUGGCCAUCCAUCCUCCGCACACAUGCCCCACGUCUCUGGAGGCAGGCAUAUCGGAUGCCGUUCAGUAGCAGCUCAACUUGGGGGGGAAGCAGUCCGGACCACUCCGCACUUUCCUCCGAAGACCGCUUCAUCCUUUCUGUAGAUUUUACUGUGCUUCCGACUUUGUGGCCUUGAUGAUUUGGAGCGGUUGUGGCUGUUCUUGGGAGGGAGCAGGCAGGGGGAGGAGGGAUGUACUUCUGGCUUGGAGACCGAGCACUCUAAUUCUAGCUUCCCAGGAUGUUGUAAACAUUGGCAAAAAUGGACACACAGAGAACCAACACAAGCAAUUUUAACCAUGAAAAAAAACCCACCACCACCACCACCAAUGAGCUUUGCUUGUUUUUGUGCGUUUAAAUAGAAUACUUUUAUAUUAAGUGCUUAAUGUAUGGAGAAAUAGUUUUUUUGCUCUCAAUAUGCACAGUACUGAAUGUGGGGGGGAUUUUUUUUUAAAUAUGCAUCUUCAUAUGCUGCUUUUUCCUUAGGAGAGUUAUUAGGAUUGUAAUAUAAAUUUGUAUACCUUUUGGGGGUCAUUUUGAAGAGCCUUUAAGCUUAUAAUGUUUAAAACAGAAGUUGUUUUUUUAAAAAAAAAAAUACAUGACAUCUUCCAGAGGCACAAAAAGUACCCUGUCAUCUUAAGCCAAUGCCUUGGAAGUCUUGUGUAUAAGAUUAUUAGCAUUUUCUUUGGAUUUAUAGGAAGCAAAGCCAAAUGUAGGUCUGUGUUCUUUAUACAUUUUUUAAAAAAAUGUUUGGUAGGCUGAAAAGAGACCAUUCCAUCAUGGAAAUAUUGGGGUAGAAAUGACAUUCCAAAAUAUAACUUUUUAUAACAUUUUAGAUGAUCCCCCUAGCUAGCGCAGGCCCCUGUAACAGAAACAGCUUUAUAUGUUCAGAACAUUUUCUAGAAAUACUCAUAUAAGCAGGGAACUAAGAUGGGGAGGGUGUUUAAUACACACAUCUAGAAGUCCUACUUUAUAAGAAUAUUAUUUAGUCAAAAUCAUUUUAAGGAAGAGUUAUCCCCACAGAAACACAGUUUUGGAAUCCCUCAGGUAGGGUUUUUAACUCCCCCCUCUUUUUGGUGGGUAAACAUAUUAAAUCUCUUUCUCAAACUUGCUGCUUCAAAAUAUUUUCUUGAUGGGAUUGUGGUAGUUUAUGUUUUUUUAUAGGAAUUGAUGUUGUAAAGUCAAAUUAGGUGCAGCCUGAAGUAAAGUGGGUGAAACUGAUACAUUAUGAAAUAUUUCAGAUUUUGAAAAAUGCUCUGGGCCUGUCUGAUAUGGACCAUGAUGGGGUAUGUGGAACCCGAAUGUUUAAUAUCAGAAUCACCACCAGAGAGGCUUGAUAUCACAAUUUCUGUUGCUCUUGUUGUAGGGGCAAUAGUCUGGUGACAAUGAAAGCUGGACUGUAUUCGCUUUUGGCCUGCCUAGAAUGUGAAGCUCAAAUGUUAAAAAAAAAAAAAAAAAAACCCUCUUGCUCAUUCAGGAGGUAAAAAAUGAACUCCCUUACUUUUUUGAUGAAUUGUAUUUCCACCAAAGUCUUAACUGCCUCUGCAUUUUAGAUUCCCCAGUCAAAGUGAUCCAUAAGUAGAAUGGCCCUUUACUCUCAUACUGUUGUCAGCAUGCUUACAGUUUAUUGGGGCCGAAACGUCUCUCCUGGGGGGGACCCUCCAGGAAACCUGCAAACAGGAAGCCACAAGUGUCUAAGUUUCUCCUUCUCCUGUGAAGUAGUUUGCAUGAGCACUUGCAUUAAAGGGGCAUUGAUCAAUAGUAGCCCAAGUAGGGUAUCUGUAGCCCACGGACCACCAGUUGCCUGCCGUUCCAUUAUACGUCAAGCACAAUACAUAAAGAUUUGUUUCCCUGUACGUUUGAACAGAAAAACAAUUCUAACAAAGCACUGUGUUAAUUUUUAGAGACAGGAAGCCACGUACACGCUUUUGCUAGUAUCCACAUAUUUCAAGUGGAGGACAGGAGGCUGCUUUCGUAGGAAAAUGCUAUCUUGGAUAUCUUAAUAUGGUGGACAUCUCAUUUAUUGUGGCUCGCACCUUUUAGUGGUAGAUCCUCUCUGGUACCUCCUAAGAUGCAUUAUAUUCCCAUUUGUUAGGGGCCCCUGCAUUGCAUUGCCAUGUUUUGAAAUCAGAAGGGUCAGGGGUAAUUCUGAACUCAAGAGAAGAGUGGUGGUGCUGUUGUAAGUAAAUCUGUUCCCUAUUUUGCUGACCUUUUAAUAAUUUUUUUUUUUUUAAAAACCCUUGGAGUAUGGCUAGUUACAUUUUGUAGCAUUUCACUCCCUUGAACUAGUAUAAGCGAUUGACCUUGUAACGGUGGCUAUAUUCCAGUUUUUGCUCAUGUAUGGGUCUGCAGUAGUUGCAGGGAGAUUUCAGGUUUCUGAGCUUUUUGUACUCUGGGGGGUGGGGGGAGGUUUCUGCUCCUUGAUGGGUAGGGAGGUGAAACCUUUUCUCUCUAAGUCAUCCUAAGUAGUUUUGAAUCUAUAUUGUACCUAAAAUGUGGGAACCCAAAUAAAUCCCAGCUUGCUAUGCACUAAAUGGGCAAUCCACCAAGCUCUGCAUGGGUCACGACCUCUCUCUGCUUCAGCCAGGUCAAUACUGGCACACCUUGCAACCUCAUGGAGACACAAGGAGAUUUUGUGGCAGUGGAUUUGGUGGAAUGCUCAUGAACCUUCUGAUGCCUUUUCAAAUACCUUGAUGCCUGUAGAAGUAAAAAUGCUUUCCUAUUUAAAAAAAUAGAUUUCGGUACUAAAAAUUGUUGUAUUUUUGCCUUGUAAAAGCUUCAGUACAAGGGUCUUAAUUUUAUUUUAUUGCUUGUGUGAUGCUAUAGGUAAGACUGUUGAUCUUGUAAAAUGUAGUGGGUAUUAAAAGCACAUGCUCUCCAUCAGACUAUGCAAAUUUACAUUUUUUUUUUCAGUAGCAGCCUGAGACAGGCACUUUUGCUAGCCUCCUCCCACCUCAAAAUUGCUUUCAAUGAUGGAGUCCAAGUCUACCAGGGAAAGCAAUGAUGAAAAAUCACUCUUUUACAAAAGGGGUAGGGGUUUGUUAAUCAGAUGUUGGGGGGGGGGGGGGGCAGUUUGUGGCCCAUUGGAUAUGGGUUGUCAAAGUAGUUUUGGUUUUACCAAAGUUUGACCACAAUCUGACACUCGUAAUAAACUCUUCAUUAUAGAAAUGGAACUGCCAUCGUUUUUAAAACCAAAGAUUAAAGAAGAGGAAAAAAAAUGACACAUUUUGUUAGGAUGCAAACAGAGCUUUGAAAACUCUAUUUUUGAUACACAGAAUGAAUGUCAUUCCUAUAAGGUUUGGAGAUUGUUCAGAAUUUAAGUUUUGUAUUUAACAAUGUGGGACAAUUAUGAUUUAAGACUAAAGGUUACAUUCUAGAUGUUUACAGAUCCUUGUAUUGUAAUUUUAAUGUACAUUUUGUGUAUUAAACCUUUUGUAAGUUAUGAUUGCAGUGCUACAUGCAGAAAUACAAAGGGAAGAACUUGCAUUUUAGGCUCUUGAAUCAUAGUGUUGAAAUAAAGAAGAAAAUGCCUAACAAUG